Molecule: messenger RNA, 309 nt
Organism: Staurois parvus
Lineage: Eukaryota; Metazoa; Chordata; Amphibia; Anura; Ranidae
Source: the annotation of a GenBank genome assembly
GUCUGUAAGGAGUAUCUGCAGAGUUUUUACCAGUCUUUAUUAGAAAAGAAAUCAGAAUUUACUCCAACUGCCAUAGAGAAAGAAUUAAUCAACACAUGCAGAGAUGCUACAGGAAAAGAAAACCGCCUGUGUUACUAUUUAGGGGCCACGAGUGAUGCAGCUACAAAAAUUCUAAGUGAAGUUACUCGUCCUAUGAGUGCUCAUGUGCCAGUAUCCAAAAUCUGUGAGAAACUGAAGAAGAUAGACAUUCAGAUCUGUGAGCUGAAAUAUGGUAUGUGUUGGAUAAGUAUAGUCAUUAUUGCUGUAUAA